Molecule: messenger RNA, 1456 nt
Organism: Lagopus leucura (white-tailed ptarmigan)
Lineage: Eukaryota; Metazoa; Chordata; Aves; Galliformes; Phasianidae
Gene: POLG2
Product: DNA polymerase gamma 2, accessory subunit
Exons: 9
Coding region: 1-1395 (464 amino acids)
Biological process (GO): mitochondrial DNA replication
Cellular component (GO): cytoplasm; mitochondrion
Source: RefSeq, a predicted model, not a curated record
AUGGCGCUGGGCUGUCGCCAAGGGCGCCGUCUGUGCGGCCCGGCUCCCAUCAGGCGGCGGCCGCUCGCCGCCCGGGAGUCGGAGGCCGGGCCUCUGGCACGGCCUUAUGCGGCGGCCGGCGGCGAGGAGGCGAGUGGGCAGGAGGAGCUGCUGCUGGAGGUGUGCCGGAGGCGGCACUUCUUGCGGGGCGAUCCGGAGCUUCGGGCCCGGAGCGCGCAGCUCCGCUUCGGGCCGCUGGGCGUGGCGCUGCGGGGUAACCUGGCGGCGCAGUGGUGGGACGCGGUGCUGGCCCGCCGGGAGCAGGUCUUGGCGGUGGAUUCCCCGGUGCACGGCCGUCCCUCCGCCGGCUCCCCGUACGCUCAGGGCGCUCCGCGGCUGCUGCACUCGGAAACCCUGCGCGAAAUUCUCCAGAGCGGGGGCUGCGGCCGGGAGCCCGGCGGCGCGGCUCUGCAAGAAGCGCUGGGCAGCGCGGGAGCGCUUCGUGAGAGCCUCCUGCCCGGUGCUUUGGCACAGUAUGUUAGCUGCUUAGAACUUGUGAACAAGCGACUGCCCUGUGGCCUUGCUGAAGUUGGAGUAUGUUUUCACUCCAUUCCAGGAAGUGAGCAACACAACGAAAAGCUUAGAAGAAUAGGUGAAAGGACUACAUCGUUACUUACGUGGUUUAGCUCUCCCAGAACUGCAGGACAGUGGCUUGAUUAUUGGUUACGUCAGAGACUGCAAUGGUGGAGAAAGUUUGCAGUGGGCCCAUCCAACUUCAGCAGCAGUGACUUCCAGGAUGAAGAAGGAAGGCGGGGAUUUAAUUUGCAUUAUGACUUUCCUUGGGGGAAGGAAACAAUAGAAACAUUGAAAAACCUUGGUGACACUGAACUGCUACAGAUGUAUCCAGGAGACAGAUCGAAAUUACUGGGCCGGGAUGGAAGGAAGAAUGUUCUUCCUCACGUUCUGUCUGUGAGUGGAAAUCUGGACCAAGGAGCAUUAGCUUAUCUCUUUGAUUCUCUCCAGCUGGCUGAGAAUCCUCUGACAACAAAGAAAAAUUCGCAGAGAAAGGUACUUAAACUUCACCCUUGUUUAACACCUAUCAAAGUGGCUUUGGAUGUAGGGAAGGGCCCAACAACAGAGCUGCGACAGGUUUGUCAAGGAUUGUUCAAUGAACUAUCAGAAAAUAGAAUUGCUGUGUGGCCAGGUUAUCUUGAAACCACACAGCUAUCUCUGGAGCAGCUUUACACAAAGUAUGAUGAGAUGAGUGUUCUCUUCAUGGUCUUGAUAAGUGAUUCUACUCUGGAGAACGGAGUGGUCCAGCUGAGAAGCAGAGACACUACCAUGAAGGAAAUGAUGCACAUUUCUAGUAAAGACACAGCAGAAGAAUUAACACACCAUCAGCAACUUGGUUGCUAGUAACAUCUCCUGCAUGGUUCCAAAAUUAAGCUGUGGAAUCUUUCUCCCUUUAGCUUAGAUG